This is a messenger RNA of Bombyx mori (domestic silkworm), 6561 nucleotides long. It is a transcript of the gene NetA, whose product is annotated as netrin-B. NCBI's taxonomy places the organism in Eukaryota, Metazoa, Arthropoda, Insecta, Lepidoptera, Bombycidae. The coding region runs from base 261 to 2093 and encodes 610 amino acids. The transcript has 7 exons. Gene Ontology annotation, cellular component: basement membrane. The record is from RefSeq and is a predicted model, not a curated record. Gene Ontology annotation, molecular function: protein binding. Gene Ontology annotation, biological process: motor neuron axon guidance; tissue development; animal organ morphogenesis.
AUACACAUACGUCAAUUCAUACUAAUAAAAUAGAACAAUCAACGGACAUAUUAAUACGAUCGCGGGCUAUUAUUAAAACGAGGAACUUUCACUAAUAACGUGUAAAAAAAGUCGGAGCGCACACCGGAGUGCGAGUACAAAAGCUCCGGUCGGAAAGCUCCGCUCCCCGCCAGUUGUGCGGUGAACGUGGAUCGGAUCGCACGUGCCGCCCUCUGUAGCGAGUGCCGCGAACUUGUCGCGAGUGUAAGUGUAAGUGAGCGAUGGCAGCUCUGGUGUCGGCGCUGCUGCUGGCAGUGUUGCUGGCUGCCGCGGUGGCCACCCCACCGGACCCCUGCUACGAGGAGUCGCGCCCUCGGAGGUGCAUCCCCGAUUUCGUGAAUGCUGCUUUCGGUGCCCCCGUGAUCGCGUCUUCAGCGUGCGGCCGUCGCGGGCCCGAGAACCUGUGCGACCCUCCACUCGACCAGUCUCCGGAGCUGGCUUGCAGGGUGUGCGAUGCGGCUCGGCCUGACCGCCGCCACCCGUCGCUUUAUCUCACAGACCUCAACAACCCCAAUAACAUAACGUGUUGGCGCUCGGCCGCGCUCAUGCCAGCCUCGUACGACUCACCUCCCGACAAUGUGUCGCUGACCCUCUCCCUCGGGAAGAAAUAUGAGUUGACGUACAUCAGCCUACAGUUCUGUCCGAAGUCUGCCCGACCAGACUCAGUGGCGAUCUACAAGAGUGCAGAUUACGGGCUCAACUGGCAACCUUUCCAGUUCUACUCGAGUCAGUGUCGGCGGGUGUACGGCCGGCCCAACAAGGCCACGGUGACCGCCGCGAACGAGCAGGAGGCGAGGUGCUCCGACACCCACCGUCUGGCCGGCGACAGUGCAGGAGGCGCGCGACUUGCAUUUAGUACCCUAGAGGGUCGACCCAGCGCGGCCAACUUCGACCUCUCCCCUGUGCUUCAGGACUGGGUGACCGCGACAGACGUGAGAGUCGUGUUUAAUCGCUUGCACAUGGUCAACGAAGGCGACGAGAUAGAUUUGAAGAAGCAGGCGGCUCCUGGCACACAGCACUACGCGGUAUCUGAUUUCGCCGUCGGAGGUCGGUGCAAGUGCAACGGGCACGCGUCGCGCUGCAUCCCGAUGAAGGAAGGAGAGGGCUCCAGCGCUGGUGGAGUAGUGCAACUGGCCUGCGACUGCAAGCACAACACCGCCGGUCGAGAUUGCGAGAGAUGCAAGCCGUUCCACUUCGAUCGACCCUGGGGCCGCGCGACCGCCCGAGACGCCAACGAAUGUAAAGAAUGCUCGUGCAAUGGCCACGCUCGGCGGUGCCGGUUCAACAUGGAGCUUUACAAGCUGUCGGGCCGCGACAGUGGCGGCGUAUGCCUUAAAUGCCGGCAUUACACGGCCGGCAGGCAUUGCCAUUACUGCCGGGAAGGAUACUACAGGGAUCCUACCAAGCCCAUCACUCACAAGAAGGCUUGCAAACCCUGCGACUGUCACCCUGUCGGAGCCAGUGGGAAGACCUGCAAUCAGACGAGCGGUCAGUGUCCUUGCAAGGAUGGCGUGACAGGGACCACGUGCAAUAGAUGCGCCAAAGGAUACCAACAGUCCAGGAGUCAUAUUGCGCCUUGCAUACGUAUACCUCGUGUGGUGACUGCUGUACAGGCUAUGGAAGCCGAAGACAACGAGCCGGGCCGCGCGGACCAGUGCGGUCGGUGUCGCGUCGGCGCCCGCACGCUAAACCUGAACAAGUUCUGCAGCCGAGACUACGUCAUAAUGGGCAAGGUGGUAGGUCGCGAGGCGAGCGCGGCUGGCGGCGCCUGGUCCCGUCUGGCGCUCAACGUGCAGGCGGUGUACAAGCGCGCUCCCCGCAGCCGGCUGCGACGGGGCGCCGCCGCGCUCUUCGUGCGCGCCCGGGACCUCGCCUGCAAGUGUCCUAAACUAAAGAUCAACAAAUCAUACCUAAUCCUAGGAGUGGAAAAAGAAGGUCUUCAAGCUGGCUUACCGGGCUUAGUGGUGGGAGAGAGAACCCUUCUCCUUGAGUGGCGCGACGACUGGCACCGACGCAUCCGUCGUCUUCAGCGUCGCGCGAUCAACUGCCACUAGUCGCCAAAACAUGCCGAUAGAUGUCACUGUUAUAGAUUUUAUUCGUAGAGACUACCAGUCUCCAUCACAAGAUGUCGCUGUACAGGCCAGACAAAGCCGCGGGCAUUUGUUGACUCGUAUUCCGUCGUUUGUUCCGUGUGAGAAUCGAAGAGUAGUUAUUCAUUCAAAUGUUACUGCAACUCGUAAUUAUGAUAAUAUUUUUUGAACAUUAAUUAAUUAGCCUUCGAAAAUUUCGACGUUAAUAAAUCACUAAUGAAUUUUUCGAACGAUGUCUUUUUAUUAACUGACUUUGUUUCUGAAAUCGAAUUAAAGUCUUUUUUUAUCAUUGAAUAUAAUCAUAAGUUUCCUAGUCCGUAAGAAUAUACUGGCAACAUUUUCUACUGUGAACCUGCUUACAUUGUAGAAUCAUAUUCAAGUAGAAAAUAUACGAUUCCGAAAAUGAUAAAAUUAGUAAUAUGUUUCCUUUCCUAGGAUUUAUAGGAUUAAAUAAAUAACUUAUAACUUGAACUUGAUGUUAUGCAUAAAUACGUGCGUUUCUUUUCUGUUUCUCGUAAAACACUUUAAGCUAUAUUAAGAUUCGCUUGUUUUGUGUCCUAGCAACAUUCUUAUCUAUUAGAUUGAUUUAUACAAUUGACAAGUGACUGACACUGGCAACUACUACUUCUUAUUAACCAUGGACGUAUAAUAUAAAAACGAACUGUUUAAUCUUUCCUUUUUUAAAUUAAAUUUCAUCAAUACUUAUAUACAUAGAUUGUUUUAAUGAAUAAUGUUGUGAACUUCUAAGUAAUCUAUACGCUCUAGUCAAAGUGGACAUAUUGAUGACAUACAUGUUGAAACUCCUUCUCUUUCUCCUCCUAUAAAGGCUUCGACGUAAACUCGACUGUAAUUGUAAGGUGAUAAGGUAUAUUUUAUGUACGAGUAGGCCUGCACCAUUUUGCUUAUUUCUGCGACGAAGCAGUCAUGCGUUAUGUUGUGGAGGGUAGUAGAAGUGCCAUUAUAAGAUACCGUUUGAGACUACAACCUCAUGUCUCAAGGUGACGGUUACGGUAGUUACGCUAUGAUGUACAUAGCACCCAGGUGGUGUGGUACCGUCAACACAAAAAACAAUUCAGGUUUCACAUUGUGUUCCUUCUUCCCUUCUUGAUUGAUUCAUGCCACUUUGACCAUUUAACAAACAGUGAAGUCCUUGGACAAGUGUACUAAAUUCCUCUGCCAAACGUUUUGUUACUUAAGCUAGUGUAAUCUACGAAGUAAUCGCUUAAAUAUCCUAUAAUUUGUUAACUUCGACUAAACUAUAAUAAUAUGUAGGCACUACAAAAUGUACCUUGUUUGAAAGAAUAUGUUACACUUUUUAGAAUCCUAAUACGAACUGUUUAUUUUUUCUGUUUGUUUCUGUCUUUCGUAAACUAAACGUAGUCACAAUGUUUAUUGAAUGUACCUCACUCGUAAAACCUGAUAUAAGGUUUUGAUUAUUUUUAAUUGUAGUUAUAAGUUAUUGUAAUAUUAUUUAAGUUCAAAAUGUAUAAAAUGGUGUACGUGAAAUUAUUAUUUUUUGUAAAUUAUUUUAAUCUUGCCAAAGUAACUGACGGAGUGACGACAUGUACUCUCUUUUUUUUAUUUCUCAUUUGAAUCAUCGUUUUUUUUUUUUUCGAACAGAACGCGUUUUAAUGUAUGUACAGUAUUAUUAGCUUUACUAAGAAACGUUAUGAUUAAGGGAUUCUUUCACGUUUGCAAUGUACAUGUGCAUCAUUAUUUGAUGAAUAUGAUUCUCUCAAAUCUUGGUCAAUUUUAUUAGCUAGUGGUCGCUCAGUCUGUUAUCGGGAUCACAGAUGACGCAAGCAAAGGAUACUGACUUAAUAUACACUUAACAUUGUUUACAGAUAAAAUAUUAUUUUAUUUGUUGUCGUUUUAUUGCUUAGCUCAUGGACCAGCGAUUGAUGUUAAGUGAUUACUGGGGCCUAUAGACAUCAACAACAGCGUAAAUGCCACCACUUACCUUAACACUUGAAUUCAAAGUGUCAGUUCUACAGCACUACGGCUGCCCCAUUUUCCAAACCAAAACCUAUUAAUGUUUAACGGCAGAAAUAGGCAGGGUGAUGGUACCAGUGCGUACUCAAAACGCACCCUAAAAAAAUUUAUUGUUAGCUGAUGGCCUUGAGAAGUCACUUCAACGUAACCGUUGCUAACACUAGCCCUAGCAAGAGCAGUGCUUCGCAGAAUCUACCACCGGAUCAUAAACGCGACCCACUGACAAGAUCCGGCGAGAAACUCAGUGGGCUGUGUCUAUGGGUUAACUUACUCGCCGAGCCCUUCGUCGCAAGCGACGGGUUCGGUGAUAGCGAUGACCGGUCAAAAAUGUUUGUAGAUUAAUUAGCAUUUAACCAACAUCUCAGAUUUGUUUGAUAUUUCUCUUGGUUAUCUAUAGCUCAAUGAGUCACGGUAUCUAGAUGAAAGGUAAAAACUUAGGUAAAAUAUAUCGGCCUGCUGAUUUGUUUCGUCGACUCCUCUUGUUGGUAAAGAUAGCCGUUGGUAGACAUUUAAUAUAAAAUAAAUCAUCUGAAUUUUACGAACCGAAGCAUUCCAUAAACAACAAAUUACCGUCAACAUUUUUAUGAAUCUACAAAUCUCUGAAUAUUUUCGUUUUUAGUCAAUAACAAAAGCUUUGAAUUUAAAUAGAACAAAAAAAAAUGCAAAUAAGAAAAAAAUAUGUAAACCCGAAAUGAAUCGAUCGUAUAAAAAAGUGAUCAACAACCAUAAAAGAUGUAUCGCUUUCAUUGUAAUCGUCCACAAUUGAGCUGUCAAAGUUAUUUAUGUAGAACGCGGACGAUACAUCCGACACUGGAUCUAGUUAGAUGUAAUUAAAGAAAGGCUCACAGCUAUUAUUGGACGAGCACAUUGGAUUUGAUUUCUGAACGUUUUAUGUUAUUCUAAGUAUUCAUCAUGGAGUUAAUAUGUACCUACAACUGGAGUGCUGUCUAAUGCCGAGAAAUCGGUCUCGAAAGAGAAUACUUUUUGGUCGCGGUGUCCUUGUCUAAUGUGGUGACCAUAUAUAAUUUAAUUAUAGGACAAAAUUAUACACAUGCAUCAGUUUUGAAUUUACCUUAAGUAAUUCUGUGUAACCCUAUGUAAAUACAAAACACGUGCUUGCAACCUUUUAUUUAUGUAAAUUCAAUUCUAAACAUUGCUUCGUCGUCAUGGUGAUUUUUUUCGACGGUUUUUUUUGGAAAUUGCUGCGUUGUCGAAAAUCUAGCACUGAGUUUUAUUAUAAACAUCAUUACCUCAGUUCUAUUACUUAAACUUCCACAAACUCAUGUUUAACGUCCGAAUACUCAACCGCGACUUAAAUAAUAUAUUAUGUUGAACUUAAUUACGCAAUUCCUACUUUAAUGUACUGGCUAAGUGGGCCGUGCAAAUUAAUAUUUGACACACUGAGUGAGACACUGAACAGACAUGGUCUGCGCAUAUCGGGUGCUCUUUUCCUACAUUCACAUCUUUAAUUGAUUUAAAAUUGCUUGUAUUUUUACUUCUGUGCUAUUUUCAUGACACGUGUAUAUUAGGUCUACUAGUUACAUUUUAGGAAAUAAAACACAAUGGGUAAUAAAAUGAAAUGAACUGAAAUUCAUUUAUUUGUUAUAUGUAGACAAUUAAAUAACUCUUAAAUGACAAGUCAAUACACAUAACACGAUACACAUAGUACUUGAUCUCUAUUUACAAAAUAUUGGUUAUACAUAUUAUUAUUAUUAAGUUCAGUUAAUUUUCUGUAGUCUUAUAAUAUAACAUUUCCUCUAUUUUAAGUAAAUUCUUUUUUUUUCAACGAAAUACAUAAUUUAUUUUAAUCAAUAUCUAAGUGGACCAUCAGUAUCAUUAAAAUUUCGCAAUUUAAAUUUCAAUUCAAUUAAAAAUCGCCAUUUUUCUCUAAUAAAUCUAAAAUCGACUUUAUAUUUACAAUCACUAUUUCGCGACUUUUAAGUUUUUGUUUCAAUACCUUAACAUCUUGUCGUAAUUUUGCUUUUCUCGGGGUAUUUUUUAUUUCUUGCGUUUGAGUACUUGAUUCUUCUUGUUUGACCUUUAUAUAGGACAUUUUCCAGAAAUUCCAACGUCAUAUUUACUAGAAGAUCCUCCUCGUUCGCUUAACGUCAGGCAAAUGAUAUACAUGCUUGCGUGCGACGCUAUUCAAUACAAUAAAAAAAGUUCAAAAAAUACCACGUGAUGGCUCUUAUAAUAUGAAAAAUACAUUGCAAAAUUAUAGUUUUCACGAUUGUUUUUUCAAAUUUAGUAUAUGACAUAGAUUAAGUACAAUUUACAAGACAAAUGGUAUUAAAUAUUAUAAUGAGACAAAAUAUCUCACAUUUUAAAAAUAUAUGCUCACACUAGUAAAAAUUUAUCAAUGAAUCUGACAUAUGGAAGGAUAUUCCACAAACUGGAGAGGAUUCUCGCUUAAAACCACUUACAUUAAAAGUGUUCACCA